Messenger RNA from Paramecium sonneborni, 5574 nucleotides. NCBI's taxonomy places the organism in Eukaryota, Ciliophora, Oligohymenophorea, Peniculida, Parameciidae. The record is from the annotation of a GenBank genome assembly.
UAUGUAAUGGAUUAGAGACUAUAUGAAUCUGAUAAUUUAGACCAAUUUGUCACCAUCAUUAAAUAGCACUAAAUUUAUAACCUUUUAGAUUCUAAUCUACUAUUUGUAACUCACACACUUCAUCACUGAAUAGUAUGAUGAAAAUGUUUUCAGAUUCAUAAAAAACAUAUCAGAAAUAUGUGUUCUGACUCCUUUGUUUUAAGAUAUCUAUGCCAUAAAUGCUCUUACUGGUAUACUGCUUAUUCUAUUCAACUUAAUACCUUAUCUAAUAAUUUUGCACAGAAAAUUCACAAAUGAAUACUAAAAAGUAGCAAUCAUAUCCAAAUCAUUAUCGCAGGUACAAGCAAGUUUAAAUUAAGUCUGCCACAAAGUUGGUGAAUUGUUAUUUCCUGUAUUUCACAUGGUUUCUUUACUUGCCUCAGAUGCAUUACAUAGGUUGGAACUUUUUAAGUUAGAGUGAUCUAUUUCUCAUUGUGCUUUCAGUGAUAAUACUUAGUACAUCAACUGGAUCAUUAUUGAUUUCAAAUAUCUACUUCAUUAACUUUGAAUUCAAUGAAUAAUCAUUAAGAAAGCAUUUCACAUAUUAUAAUUGUUUUGCACAAUUGUUAAUCAUUCCUAUGGCUAUAUUGAAUCAAAGUACUAAUUCUAUGUACUAAUUGAUUGGUAGAAUAAUUCAUGGCAUUAUUUUAUUUGUCUUGAUUUAUGAAGCCUAUUUUGAAUUACCAUUUGGGUAAAUGUUAUUCAAUAACUCUUAGAUUUUCAAAGUAUUCGACAAUUUACAAUAGACUAUUAGUAAUGCAUAUAAUAAUGUAUAUUUUCACAUCUAAUUUAUAUUCAAAUCCAGAUCAGGCUUAUAAUUUAUUAACUGUUAUGUUAAUUAUGUAACCAGUAUCAUAACUUCUAUUUCAAACCUUAAUUCAACAUAAAAGAUUAAAGACUUAUCAUAAUACUUUAAAUUAAUAUUAUGAAUUAUUAAUAAUUGAAGAUUUCUUUGAUUUAAUUUAAGCAGCUCAGAAAAGUAAAAAAAGAAUCAUUGAAUUAAUCUAAAAAUUUAGUUUACAUUUAAAUCGUUGUCAAUCACUUAAAUGUUAAUGUAAGAAAAUUGGUGCUGGAGGUGUCUUAAAAUAAGAAGAUGCAGUCAUUUUAACAUCUUGUUUAUUUAGAAUUGGAUUUGAAAAGCAUAGAAAUGAUUCUAAAAAUCUAGAAAUUUAUAGUCUGAAAUUUCUUACAUUUAUUAAUAAAUAUAGAAAUAAUGCCCCAAAAAGUUAUUAAGAAUUGAAGAUUUUAUUUUAAAAAAAAAGAGAAUACUCAUUUUAUUUCAUAUAAAUUUCACUUUUAUUAUAAUUUAUUUUAUAAGCAUAAAUGUAAAAAGAUGAAGAUUAUAAUAUAAAUAAAGAUACAAGAGUAUCAAAUGUAAAAUUACAAGUAAGUAAAAGUGAAAGAAGUAUUGUUUAAACACUUUAUUAAAUGGAAUAAAUUAAAUAGAAUUUAUUACCAUUAUUAAUGCAAUUAAGUUAAUUUAAAGUUCAAUUUUGGAAACAUUAUUUAGCAGGUAAAUUUUCUAAUUUCUCUGAAAUUGAAAUAGAAGUGAGAAAAUUACAGAUUUUAAAAAAUUAAAUUUUAAAUUAAAUAAAAAUUUAUAAACCAAUUUUUUAUACUCAUGGACGAACAUUUAAUGUACAAUUCCUAAAGUAUAGUGCUUUGAUAGAUUUACUAUUAUUUAAUAAUGUUAGAAAAUAUUUUGAAUUAGAAAGAGGUAAGAAUUAUAAUAAUUAUAUAUUUUUAGAAAGAAGAGAGAUUUUAUAAUUAGAGAAAAGUAUGAACUCAUUUGAAAUAACAAAUAUUAACUUUUUUAAAGGUGAAGCAAUAUCUGUAAAAGUUUGUAUUGCAUCAGGGCCAAACAUUGGAAAAGUUUUAAAUGAAGUUAUAUCUCCAUUAAUUCCAAAAUUUUUUGGAUUUCAUCGUUUUGAUAAUCCUUUGGAGGCAUUUUUAGAUUUUACAAAAGGAAAUAUAAAUACAUUGAUGCCUAGUUGGUUAGAACCAGUUCAUGAUGAGAUAAUGUAAAAUUAUAUUAGAAGAGGAGGAACAGCAAGAAUAGGUAAGUACUUUUAAACUUUUGCAAAAACAUAUGAUAAAACAUUGAUAAGAUGUUAAGUUUAUUUAGCACAUAAUUUUAGUUAAAAUUUGACAGAUGAUUUUACAAUGAUUGGUUGUUUAAAAUCAUUAGAAGAAGAAUAACCUAAGAUCAUACAUGGUAAAGAUCCUAAAAAACUUAAGGAUGUAGCUUUUAAAGGAGCUUAACAUAUAUUAUUUGAUGUUAAUGGAACUAUUUUAGGAAUAACAUAAGGAUUAUAUUUAAUGAUUGAUCGAUUAUAAAGAAAUAAAAAAACAUCAAAUGUUGAACAUUUUAAAAAUAAUAGUCAUGAAAAAAGUAAAUCUGAAAACUCUUCAAUAGUAAGUGAAAGUUUUGAUGUCUAUGAAUCAUAAUGGUCAAAUUAAAUAUUAAAAAUAGAUGAAUUUUAUUAAAAAGUAUUAAUUUGGAUGUUAUUACCAUUUGUUUCAAGAGAAAUUGAAUCAACUGGAAUAGAAUAUUUAAUGGAUGGAGAAACUCCUCCUAAAAAUAGAUAUCCUAAUUUAGUAGAUCUAGAAAAUAGUAAUAGUAUUGUAAGCAAUAAAGAAACUUAUUUAUUUAUACCUGAAGAUUUUAAUUUAUUUGUUUCAUAAUAUGAAAAAGUUUUGCAAAAAAUAAUUGAUGAUGUUCGUGUUUAAUCAAAUAACUUUUCAUCAGGAAGUUUAUAUAAAGGAUUUAAAAGUGAUUAUUAAGAAAGUGAAAGUUUAAGUGCUUAACAGAAUGUUACUAUAUAUAAUGAAAAGCUAUGUAGUUUUUUCUUUGAUUAACAUUUAAAAAGUCAUUAAACCUUACAAUUUGGUACCACUAGAUAAUCAGAAAUGUAGAAAACUUCAGUUAAACCAUCAUCUUAAUCAUAAGUUUCAUUAAAAAGUGAAGAAGAUAGCGAAUAACUUAAAACAAGAGCUGAAAAAAUUUACUAUGAUAAAUAUACAAAAUAUAUUGAAAAAAUUACACUCUAAGAUUUUAAUCCAGUUCCAGUAUUUUAUUCUGUUAAUUAUGAAGAAUAUAGAUAUAAAAAGAAUGAUAUAGAAUAAAAAUAAUAAUUUUUUGUUGUUGAAUUAGCUGUCAAUGAAUAAUAAUUAUUAACUACUAUGGGAUAUAAACGUUAAGUUAGAGAAACAAUUAAAUAAGCUUGUUUAAAUUUUUAAUCUAAAAAACUGUUGAUUGAACAAUAAAUCUAAACAGUUGAUUCCAAUAGUAUUCAAAGCAAUAUCAGUGAAUAAAUAAGUAAUCAUGAAGGAGAAAUGCUUCAUUACAUGUUUCCUUCACACCCAUCUCAUUACUAUGAAGAUUUAUAUUUUUAAUCUCCUAAAAUAGAUUAAGUAUCUAAUUAACAUAAUCUAAAUGAUAAUAAAUAAUUAUUCACUAGUAGAAGUUAUGAAAAUGACAACUAAAUUAAAUAGAGUUUAAACACAUAGGAAUCAUUAAUGAAAGCAUCAUUAAGAUUGAAAUUUCCAGAAAAGAAUCUUGCUCUAAAAACUAUAAACAAAUUUUUGGAUAAGAAAAAACAGCAAGACUUUUUUAAUGAGACUGAUUCUAAAUUAGCUAUUGAUAGUAGAGCUUCAUAAUAAUUAAUUUAAGAAGAACAUUAAGUUAAAUAUUCUGAAAAUCUUAAAAUAUUUGAUUAGAAUUAUAAAUCAAUACAUUUGAAAAUGAAAGACUUUAAAAAUCCUACUUCCUUUAAAAUAUAAAAAUAUCUUCUUUAUUUUGUUCUUUUUUUAAUAAUCGGAUAUAUCAUACUGUUAACUAUAGCUGUUUUGUAAUAAUAUAACUUUAAUCAAUGUUUUGAUUUGAUUGAAUUAAUGUUAUCUACUUAAUAAAGUUAUUCAUAAAUAACUCAUGGUCUUUAUCGUUUAGAAUUAGCUAAUCUAUUCAGUAUUGAUAAUAAUAUGAAAGAAUUCUACUCUAUUUAAAUUGAUUAAAAUCUUCAAAAUUUAAUAAAUUUAUAAAAUGAAUAAUUAAUUGAUAUAAAUUAAGUUAAUUUUAGUGUAAAUUAAUUUUAUGAUAUAGAAUACUAACUAAUAGUUAAUCCUACAUUAUCAGAGACUAUUUAAAGGAGCUUAGCAUAGUUUUAUAAAAUUAAAAAUAAUACUUUAAAUAAUUCUUAGGUAAUACUAAUUUCGAUUGCUAAUUUAAAAGAAAUAGGUUAGUUACCUCAAUUGGCAUAUAAUAAUUGUUAUGAUGAAAAAGUAUAAAAUGAAGAAUAAGUCUAAUCUUUAUUGACAAUUUAUAUGCUGAUCAUUUUCUUUUUGGUUAUGUUGUUACAGUUUUUGUAAGUUCCAUUAAUAUCAAAGCUUAAGAAUGACCAUAGAAGAUUGUACAAACUAGUGAUAAAAUUGUAAGUCUAUGAAGUGCAAGAUGAAAUCGAGACUUAUGAACAUAUUUUGUCUAUUUUUAAAAAAUCAUUGUAUGAAUGGAUGUUAAUAGAUUUUGUAUAAGAAACUAGAAUGUUUGAAAAUAGUAUUGAUAAUAUAUAGUAUUAAACUUAAUAAUUAACUGAAUAGAGUUAGAAUGUAUUACUUAAUACUAAUAAUAAAAAAAAUAAGUAUAAAUUGUUGGAGAAAUUGAAAAAGUAACACAUAAAUUAAUUUAAGUAUAUCAUAAUAUUAAUGAUUGGAUUAAUAGUAAUACUUGCUUAUUUUUUAAUUAUCUUCUUUGUUAUAUUUAUACUGUCUUAAUAAUUAUUUGAAAAUGCAAAUUUUUUAUUUAAUUUUAAAUUAAUUUAAUCCUCUUUUAUUAACAUUAUUCAUAAUAUAGAUUUAGUAUGUUAUAAUACAUAUGAUCAAUUUCGAUUUGAAAAUUUAAUGAGUUAAGAAGAAUUUAAUAACCAUUCAUAAUCUUUGAAGAGUGAUCAAUAAGAUUAAUAUAUAGAAUUCAAUAAUAAUUUUGCUUCUAUUGUAAGUGAUGAAUAAUUAAAAUAUAAUUUACAACAGAUAAAUGAGAAUAACAUUUGUUUAGAUUAAAUUGGAAUUGCUUGUAAUGAAACUUCAGCAUAUAAACUUAAUCCUAGUAUUUUCUAAUAUUAUUAACAUGGCAUAAAAUAUUUGAUUACAUAAAUAGAUAAAUUAAUUGAAUCGUAACCUCAAUUUUUCUAUUUUAAUAAUAAUAACAAUAGUCUUAAAUAAGUGUAAGAUUUUUUCUAAAACAAUGAUCAUAUUAUAUAUAUAGAUUAUGGUAGUGAGAUCUUAACUUCAGCAUAUGCAAAAUUAGUUGAAGUAGCACAUCUAAAAUUUGAUUAAGCAUUGACGACUUAUAAAUAAACAUUGAUGAUAUUUAUUUUGAGUGUGGGAAUGUUGGGAUUGUUGAUUAUUUUGAUGUUAGGAAGAUUGCUAUUAAAUAUGCAAUAAGAUUCCAUUAAUACAUGUUAAUCAUCACUUCUUCUCAUUUCUCCUAAAAGAUAUUUGAAUCAAAAUAUAGCACAAAUAACUUAGAAAAAAAGAUGA